GCCGCCGGCUCUCCGCUGGCAGCCGCGGUUGUUCCGCCUCUUCUCCUUGCCUGCCGGGGACCGGCGGCAGCACGGAGAUCCCUCUGUCGCGGGCGGCCGCUGCCUCGCCUCUCCCUCCCCUCUCCUCCUUCCUCCCUCCCUUCCUUCCCGCCUCUCUUUUCCCCGGCCGGUGAGCGCCUCCGGCUCGCCCCGCCGUGAAUUCUGGGCGCCCCGAAGCCAUCGCUGCUGCUCCCCAUGGGGAUCCGGGAGUUCCCCAACGGCUCCGCCAGGGGCAAAGCCACCACCCUCGGCAUGCGGCGUUCCCCCGAUGUCAGCCCCCGGAGGCUGUCCGACAUCAGCCCGCAGCUGCGGCAGCUGAAGUACCUGGUGGUGGACGAGGCCAUCAAGGAGGACUUGAAGUGGUCCCGCUCCGUGGAGGAUCUCACCAGCGCUUCCGUGGGGCUCACAUCCAUCGAGGAGCGCAUCCUCCGCAUCACCGGCUACUACGGCUACCAGCCCUGGGCCGCCAGCUACAAGCGGGAUGAGCGCUGCCGGGAGUCUCCAGCCCCAGCUGAAGCCCAGAUGCAAGCUGGGGCAGAAGGUGGUGGCAGGGUGAGCCACUGUUGUUGGAAAUGCUCCGUGACACAACUUAAGAAGAUUUUUUGGGGUGUGGCCGUGGUCCUGGGUGUCUGCUCCUCCUGGUCGGGUUCAACCCAGCUUGCAAAACUGACCUUUAAGAAAUUCGACGCACCCUUCACUCUGACGUGGUUUGCAACAAACUGGAACUUUUUAUUCUUUCCUUUGUAUUAUCUUGGACACGUUUUUAAGUCAGCUGAAAAGCAGUCUCCAAAGCAAAGAUACAGGGAGUGCUGCCGAUUUUUUGGAGACAACGGCCUGACUUUGAAGGUGUUUUUUACCAAGGCAGCACCCUUUGGUGUUCUUUGGACACUCACAAACUACCUUUACUUACAUGCAAUAAAGAAAAUAAACACUACGGAUGUCUCUGUGUUGUUCUGCUGCAACAAAGCUUUUGUCUUCUUGCUUUCAUGGAUCGUUCUGAGGGACAGGUUCAUGGGAGUGAGGAUUGUGGCUGCUAUAUUUGCUAUUGCAGGGAUAGUUAUGAUGACCUAUGCUGAUGGUUUCCACAGCCACUCUGUUAUUGGGAUAGCCCUGGUGGUGGGCUCUGCCUCAAUGUCUGCUCUCUACAAGGUCUUAUUCAAACUUCUUCUGGGCAGUGCUAAAUUUGGGGAAGCUGCCUUAUUCCUGUCCGUGUUAGCUGUCUUCAAUGUCCUCUUUGUUACCUGUAUUCCUGUCAUCCUUUAUUUUACCAAAGUGGAGUACUGGAGCUCUUUUGACAUCGUUCCUUGGGGAAACCUCUGCGGAUUUUCAAUUCUCUUAUUGACAUUCAAUAUUCUACUAAAUUUUGGGAUUGCUAUUACAUACCCAACUUUGAUUUCUCUUGGAAUUGUACUAAGUGUCCCAGUGAAUGCAGUUGUUGAUCACUACACCAGUGAAAUUGUCUUCAACAGUGUCCGGGUGAUUGCCAUCAUCAUCAUUGGCCUGGGCUUCCUCCUGUUGCUCUUGCCAGAGGAAUGGGAUGUCUGGGUAAUAAAGCUCCUCACCCGUCUCAAAGUCAGGAAGAAGGAAGAAAUUCCCGAAGGGAAUGGAGACAUUGCUUCAGGACUGCCCAACAAAAGCAGGAGAACUCGCCCCUCCAUGUCAUCCUUUGCUCAUUAAAUGCUCUUUUUACCAGAACUUUGUGGUUAACCUUAGAGAUGAUGAUGAUGCAAAGGUCUUUUUUUUUUUUCCUUGGGAAGAAGCACACCUGUCCAGCACGGUGUACAUAACCUGUACAGUUUUGAUAUGAUCACCAUCUAAGUCUUGGCAUGUCCAGUUUGCUUGUACUUUUUUUCACACCAGACC
Calypte anna (Anna's hummingbird) is the source of this 1902-nucleotide messenger RNA. RefSeq names its product solute carrier family 35 member F3 (gene SLC35F3). Gene Ontology annotation, cellular component: membrane. The record is from RefSeq and is a predicted model, not a curated record. The transcript is spliced from 8 exons. Bases 235 to 1716 code for a protein of 493 amino acids. Gene Ontology annotation, biological process: thiamine transport. Lineage: Eukaryota; Metazoa; Chordata; Aves; Apodiformes; Trochilidae.